AUGGCGGACAAGCCCAGUUGCCCGGCAAAGCUUUAUGCCUUGAAUGAGAACAACCAAUGGGAUUAUCUGGGCUCAGGGAAUGUCACCUCAGUUCCCUCAGAAUCCCAGGGCAUGUUUCUGGUAGUUAGGUCGGAAUCCAGCGGCUCGCUGGUCCUAGAGACUGAGGUACUCCCAGACACGCCCUAUCAGAAACAAAAAGACACAUUAAUUGUUUGGUCCGAAGGUGAGAACCACGGAAUGGCGUUGAGUUUCCGAGACUCGGAGAGUUGUCAGGAGACCUGGGAAGCCAUUUGCCAGGUUCAAGGUAAAGACCCCACUGUCAACGUCACACAGGACCUCUUAGAUGAUUUGGAGGAAGACAUUAAUGAAACGCUAGAAACUGAUGAUUUGGAUGAACUGCCUAACUGUGAACUCAGUAAACUUAAACAGAUCGCUAACUUAGUCACCUCAGCUUUCGGUUCACCUCUCCUCAGGAGAAGGCUGGCCCUGGUCUUAGAAAAUGAGAGCUAUAUUAAAAAACUACUGCAGCUGUUACACACUUGUGAGAACGUGGGCUACACUGAAGGCUUAUACCAUUUAAAUACAAUUAUUAAAGGAAUGUUUUUCCUCGACAAGACAGCUCUGCUUGAGAUCUUGUUUUCUGAUGAGUGCAUCAUGGAUGUGAUAGGAUGCCUUGAAUAUGAUCCUGCUUUGGAUCAGCCAAAAAAGCAUAGGGAAUUCUUGACCCAAAAUGCAAAUUUCAAGGAAGUUAUACCGAUAACAACCUGUAAACUUAGACAAAGAAUACAUCAGACAUACAGGGUACAGUAUAUUCAAGACAUUCUUUUUCCUACACAAUCGGUAUUGGAAGAGAAUUGUCUUUCUGCUCUUAAAACUUUUAUUUUCCUCAACAAGAUGGAGAUAAUCCACAUGCUGCAGGGAGAUGACAAUUUUUUGCCUCAAAUAUUUGAACAGUUAAAGGACAAGACUAUUGAUAAUGAUAAACGCCGAGAAUUGUUAUUUUUUCUCAAGGAAUUUGUUGCAUUUGCUCAGAUAUUAAAGCCUCGAAGCAAGGAUGCACUAUUCAAAACAUUGACACAAAUGGGAAUUCUUCCCGCUAUUAAAGUUAUAAUGAGCCUGGAUAAUUUUCAAAUAAAGUCAUCUGCUAUUGACAUAUUUACUUAUAUGGUAGAUCAUAGUCCAUCCAUGAUCCGAGAAUUCAUAAUAGAAGACCAGCAGAAUGAAAAUGGUAGCCUUCUCAUUAAUUUAGUCAUUAAACAAAUGAUCUGUGAUCCUGAUCCUGAGCAAGCAGGUGCUUUACAUAUAAUGAAACUUCUUCGUUUAGUACUUGAUCCAGACAACAUGAUAGCGAUGCCACAUAAAUGUGAAAGAAGUAUAUUUCUAAAUUUCUUUUAUAAACAAUGUAUGCAUAACAUAAUACUACCACUUUGGGCCACCACAUCAGAAGAUACAUUCGAAGAGGAUCAUAUACUUACAGGUGACAUAAACAACAAAUAUUGCCUCCGUGCUCUUCGCCUUAUGAGAAAGAUAAUUGGCCUUAAAGAUGAAGUUUAUAAUCGUUACAUCAUCAAGGGAAAUUUAUUUGAGCCGGUUGUAAAUGCCUUUCUGGAUAAUGGAACUCGAUACAAUAUGUUGAAUUCAGCUGUUAUUGAACUAUUUGAAUAUAUAAAAGUGGAAAAUAUCAAGUCUCUGCUAAUACAUGUAGUUGAAAAGUUUUACAAAAGACUUCAAUGGAUUGAAUAUGUUCCGACAUUCAAAAGUUUGAAGUUUAAAUAUGAACAAGAGAAAGACCGAAAGAGUCAAAAGAGUUUGAAUUCUAUGCAGAGUAGUAAAAUAUUUUUGUCAAGCGCCAGAGAGUUGGAGAAGAAUGAAGUUUCUUGGAAAAGAGAUAUAGAAGAUAUAGAGGAAGGAGAAACAAGUAUGAACCCACUGGAAAGUGAUUGUCAAUAUGUUUGUGAUACAUUUAUGGAGACUGAAGAAACAACAGAAAAUGAAGACAAGGUGAAUCUUCCUAAAAGAACAUCUUCUGGUGACCUCAAAUUUACUCAUACCCAUUCUACUGGUGAUACCAAUGGAACAGAUAGCCCAAUGAGAUUAGUGGAUUAUUCGGAUGAUGAAGAAGAAGAAGAUAAGGAAGAUGAAAAGGCAUUUAGGAAAAGACCACAUCUUAUUCCGUAA
Messenger RNA from Myotis brandtii (Brandt's bat), 2178 nucleotides. Its product is annotated as serine/threonine-protein phosphatase 4 regulatory subunit 3B. Gene Ontology annotation, cellular component: protein phosphatase 4 complex; nucleoplasm. Bases 1 to 2178 code for a protein of 725 amino acids. NCBI's taxonomy places the organism in Eukaryota, Metazoa, Chordata, Mammalia, Chiroptera, Vespertilionidae. Gene Ontology annotation, biological process: protein dephosphorylation; DNA damage response. The transcript is spliced from 2 exons. Gene Ontology annotation, molecular function: protein phosphatase activator activity. The record is from RefSeq and is a predicted model, not a curated record.